Messenger RNA from Bufo gargarizans (Asiatic toad), 3449 nucleotides. RefSeq names its product RNA binding motif protein 44 (gene RBM44). Gene Ontology annotation, cellular component: nucleus; cytoplasm; ribonucleoprotein complex. The coding region runs from base 23 to 2128 and encodes 701 amino acids. Lineage: Eukaryota; Metazoa; Chordata; Amphibia; Anura; Bufonidae. The transcript has 10 exons. The record is from RefSeq and is a predicted model, not a curated record. Gene Ontology annotation, molecular function: mRNA binding.
ACAGCGUUGGCUGUGUUGGCAAAUGUGCUGGAAAACUCAGCAGCAAACUAUAGAGAAACAGUCAUUCUUUAACUUGCCUAAAGAACCUUCAGAACCGUCGAUCCAGUCAACCUCCAUGACAAAUUUCAGCCUCUCAUCAGCUCUUGCUGAAGUGGAAGAGAAGUAUCAGGAAAUGAGGGCAAAAAUUCAGUCUGGCAUCCCACUUGAUACACUAGUUUCUCUCCCUAUGCAACUCACUACAGUUAAAACGUCUACUGAUAACUUGCUGAAGGAGACAUCUGGGGACAAAGAAAGACAGGAUGACCCUGAUGUUCCAGCAGAGGACUUUAAUGGAUCCAGGUUUAUGAAAAAUGAUCUAGAAACGCCAUUUAUGCCUUGUGGGGAUAAUUGUGAGCAGAAACCAAGUGAAAUCCAUUCUACGGAGCAUUUGUCAGAGAAACCUAGCCAUUACUACGUCCAUGUGGGGAAUAUAGCUCACGGUGUUACAGAGGUUGAACUGAUGGAUCUCUUCCAAAAAUACAAUGUAUCUAGUAUUUUCCUUGAGGCAUCUUCUCUGACUUGCAGUUAUGCGGUACUGACUUUCUCUAAGUCAGAAGAAGCAGAAGCCGCCAUAAGAGAGAUGGAUGGGAAGAUGUUGUAUGGCAAAAAGUUUAAAGUUCGUUCCAUCAGGACCACCAAUUACAAUCUUUCAGUAGCAUUUCAAAAAAUAAAAUCUGUUUCUAGAGAGAUCCCUCCAGAAGGAAAAGGAUUUCAUUCCACCAAGCAAAAAGAAAGUUUGGUGCUAGAGCCACCAAAGAGUGACUGUACCCAGUCCGUCCAGGUCCCGAGUGAUCACACCCAGUCCGUCCAGGUCCCGAGUGAUCACACCCAGUCCGUCCAGGUCCCGAGUGAUCACACCCAGUCCGUCCAGGUCCCGAGUGAUCACACCCAGUCCGUCCAGGUCCCGAGUGAUCACACCCAGUCCGUCCAGGUCCCGAGUGAUCACACCCAGUCCGUCCAGGUCCCGAGUGAUCACACCCAUGUCGCAUCAGUUGGAAAUUUGCCCAAUGCGUUUGUUAAUUUCCCAAGCAAUAAAUGUUAUCCUUUCACGAAUACAAACCAAGGAAUUCCGGCUGCUCCACCGAGCACUACUUCUGGCUGCUCUAACUUUAUGCCUCCAGGUUAUCAGUGCAUGUUGCAGUCGCAUCAGUCACACUUGAUAUCAUACAACAACAUGCCAAAUUUUAUGUAUGUUCCUUUUUCUUAUCCUUUAUAUCAGAUGCCUAACCACCUUCCUUUUCAGCCUUCUGUGGCACAACCUAAUAACUAUGUACCAGGUAUUAACAUGGCAUCUAACAUACAUAUUGCAGUUGAUAAAGAUGCUGGCUAUCCUGCACGUGCAAAGCCAGUGAGAUCCAUUCAUAGAAUAUACAGAAAAAGCAGCUCUCAGACUUCACCAUCCAUUGUGCAGAGCAAGUUGACCUCCUCAAAUGACCAAACCAAAUUAUUGGAAAGAGACAUUGGUGCAAAGUUUGUGGAAGAUAAACCUGCAAUUGUAAAACCUGCCAACGAACCAGCACUAUCUUGUACCACAUCAAGCAAUGCAGAACUUCACCAUUCAGAAUCUGCAUCUCAAGACAAUCCUCUUAAACUGUCAGCUACUACUGCAAGCGUUUGUGGUGUAGGAAAUACUGUCACUGACAAUUUAGCGUCUUGUGAUGGACCAUCAAACUUCAAAUCUGCAGCUCCUUUAAGAUGUCCAACAUUUGUUCCGCCUAGUGUCACAAUUCCUGAAACCAUUAAGCCAUCUGUAAAUCGCAGCUCAGCAGAUCAGACUGAAGUUAAAUCUACUAUCACAUCAAAGCAAGGAGAUUCUCUGCCAACUAGAAUAACGGAUUGGGGUGUAUACCCACGACUUACAUCUUCUGAGCUUCCAAUCACCAUCAUUCCUAACCAGUUAAACUUCUCCCAGUUCAAAAAGGUUGUAAAGCAUCUGUCAGAACUGCACAAAGGUGCUAAGAGAGACCAGAUUGUCAGGACACUGGAAGAAGUUAGAAUGAACAGAGGAGGGACCUUUGGUGGUUUGACCAUUCCAGAAAUUAUAUAUGCUGCAUCUUCAAAGUUAGCUGGACAUAUUCCUCCAGCAUAAAAGUUACAUGACAGGUUUCCCCAUAGACUUCCACAUACAUUUUGCUACUGAAAGUGGAGUGAAAAGCUGAAAGAUAGUUGGAGCUGACCGCAGCGUCACAGAAAGGAUCUCUUGUUUCUUUUCUCCUAGCAGUUUGUUUAAAAAGUCAUCUGUAUUUUUUUUCUACCUUCAGUUUAUUUUUGCAGAAACAGGUUCAAGGCUUUAGAAAAUUCAGUUACAAAUUUAACAUGGUUACUUAAUGCCUGGUGCACUGUUAAGUGGGAGAGGCGCUCUGUACGGGUACAUCCACACAAAGCGGCUGGGAUGCAGUUGCUUUGCAGCCGAGUACCGCAUGGCCAUCUGCAAUGAAGUCCAAAUAAACUGCGGUCCUAAUCGGUUAAUAUAAUGCUGUUGUCACUUGUACUGCCACAUGGUACUCGGCUGCAUCUGAACCGCAGCACACCACUCCAUAUGGCUGUACCCUUAGGUAGACUUCCUACACUGGAGUCCCUAGAUGAUUGGUUAAUGACAAAAAACAAAAUAGGAUAACUUCCAACCCAAUCAGUUUUGCUUUAGCUAUCACUGCACAUUAAACCGGGGCAGAAUAUUUAAAUAUAAUUUUUUUUUCAGUGUAGUAAAACAGCCUAAAAAUAAAUAUUACACUUAAUUUCCUUUAGACAAAGGGCAUCAUGGACAAAAUCUGAAAAUGUAUCUUGUGCCCAUAGUGGAAGCAUCCUUCCUCAUGCUCCCACCAAGUGGUCUCUGCUGAUCAAAUAAUCUCCUGCUUCCAUCAUUCGGGAAGCUGUAUAGGGAAUGACUAACUAUUGUGACAGUAAGUCAUCCACUAUAAAGGUUCCAGACAAGGAGCAUUCGACCUAGCCAUAAAGUUAGGCAACUAUAACUGCACAGCUGAGACUUUAGAGGUGGGUGGAUGCUUCUAUUGUGGAUGAACCUAGAUUUUUCAUUUUGCCUGAAAUGUUGCAUUAAACUUUUUUUUUUUUUUUUCACGUUUUGUGUAUGUCUUAGAGCUAUAAAAACUAAAACACGCAUUAUCAGUCCAGGUCCCUGACAUCUAUGAGGUGCCAAAUUCAGAGGUGUUAAUAGGUAAAGUUUAACUAUUGAAAGUGACCACUUUGUGUUUUAACUCUUUCCAACACACCAGUUAUUACAGUACUUGCAGUCAGUGAAUGGAAAUAAUCUAUAAACCUAUUACAGUACUUGCAGUCAGUGAAUGGAAAUAAUCUAUAAACCUAUUGAGGGUCUGAGAACCCUGUCUUUUUCAUGUCCAGAAGACACACAGUUCUCAGGUACACAUCUGUACACAUAACCCGAACCUUGUACU